GGGGGGGGCGGCGGGGGCGGCGCGGCCGGGCCGGAGAAUCCACCCAGUUUGGUGGGAACCAUGGAGAAGGUGCCAGGAGCAGCGAGUGAGGACGAGCUGGCAGCCUAUCUGAGCCAGCUGCGCGCCUGGCAGGAAGACAGCGGGGGACCAUCGAGUUCCUAUGAUGACCUCUAUGCUGACUCAUCCAUCAGUUUUGGCACACAGUUGUCCUUUCCCAUGGAUCAGAGGGAACCCAGGAGGCCAGUGAUGAAGAGGAAGGUGCUGAGGCACAGACCCGAUGGAACGGUGGAGGUCUCUGAUGAGUCACUGAACGCCGAGCCGUGGAGCCUGGGGUAUUCCAGGGCUUUUAUGGAUGACCCCAUCUCCGAAACGGAGACCAGCAGCGACACCUUGAAUAACUGCCUGCACUACUAUGAUGAUGAUGAUGAUGAUGAUGAUGACAGGCUCCGUGAGAACACCCCCUCCUCUCUCCUCGGGGACUUUGGGAGCGACACUAUAUCCGAAUACUCUGUGCCAAGGCACGGAUCAGGCUUGCCCACAAACUACAUCGCUCCAAAGGCUCUUAGAGUGAAGAGAACUGACCCAGUGGCCAAAUUAAACAAGUAUAAACAAGACUGGGAGAGAUUCAGCUUUCCCGGGCAGGACCCCCACGAGAGCCUGCGCAGGGCCGUGCACAGGCAGAUCCUGCAGACGGGGCUGCCGCGCCGGCCGCAGCGCGGCGUCUGCGUCCCCAACACCUACGAGGUGCCCACCAUGAAGAAGCGCGACUCCCUGCGCUUCGGCGUGCGCUGGGACCUGGCCCACCGCCUCAUGCCCCGCCGCAGCACCGCCUUCUAGAGCCCCAGCCCCGCUGCCUUCUCCUCCUCAGCAUCCUCCACGGUCUGGUGCGCUGCAAGCGCAGGCUCCGUUUUGGUGUGGAGGAGGUUCUCUUUGCAAGGUCUCGGCAAUAUCUUCUCAAUAAAGCAUCUGCAAAGAUUCCGUAUUGUUCUGUGGGUUCGUUAGAAACUCUGCAGGCAACAUCCAUUAUUCCCGACUCAUGUCUGCAUCAC
This is a messenger RNA of Ficedula albicollis (Collared flycatcher), 1049 nucleotides long. RefSeq names its product hydrolethalus syndrome 1 (gene HYLS1). Bases 61 to 837 code for a protein of 258 amino acids. Gene Ontology annotation, biological process: cilium assembly. Gene Ontology annotation, cellular component: non-motile cilium; centriole. The transcript has 2 exons. The record is from RefSeq and is a predicted model, not a curated record. NCBI's taxonomy places the organism in Eukaryota, Metazoa, Chordata, Aves, Passeriformes, Muscicapidae.